AUGGAUUCUUCAUUUUCAAGUGAUUCAAGUUUUAUAACAGAUGGAUCUCAAAUUAUUUCAUAUAACUUGAAAUCAGAUUCAUCCAAUCUUUCGACAACCCUUUAUAACAAUUUUAUAGAUUUAGCAACUGAUUCAACUGAAAAUAUAAAUUCAACAAUUACCUCCUCAGAAACUACAAAUUUAUCGAAUAUUUUAGCUAAUGCUACAAGCUCAACAAUUACUUCAAAUGAAAAUUUUUCUAACAAUAAA
This is a messenger RNA of Racocetra persica, 249 nucleotides long. The record is from the annotation of a GenBank genome assembly. NCBI's taxonomy places the organism in Eukaryota, Fungi, Glomeromycota, Glomeromycetes, Diversisporales, Gigasporaceae.